Molecule: messenger RNA, 2883 nt
Organism: Ceratitis capitata (Mediterranean fruit fly)
Lineage: Eukaryota; Metazoa; Arthropoda; Insecta; Diptera; Tephritidae
Gene: uex
Product: metal transporter CNNM4
Biological process (GO): transport; magnesium ion homeostasis
Cellular component (GO): plasma membrane
Molecular function (GO): transmembrane transporter activity
Source: RefSeq, a predicted model, not a curated record
AAAUCGUGUUGAGCGGGCAACUACAGGUGAAGACUUGAAAAUUUUUGGUUUUCGAGUCGAAUCCAGUAACAAUGAGAUUGAGUACCAUGAUGGCGGCGUGCCGAGCGUUCUUAAAGAUAGUGAAUUUACAAUUCGAAUUUUCGGCAAAGGCAUAACACAAGAUACAGUUAUAACAUUUACGGCAAUUUCGAAUACCUUCGGUGGAAAAUGUCAAAUACCUGCAACUCUGUUAUACAAGCCCAUCGAGGGUUCAGCGUCCAACGAAUCGGCUGUCUAUCGCAUGUCUCUACCAAAACUGGAUAAGGCAAUGACUAAUGGCAGUGAAACAUUUUAUUUGUGUGCUAAAAAUGAUCCACAAAUGGAUGUGGGAAGCGCAACGGAUACCAAACCGAUGGUACAUCAAGGAAGUGAUGAAUAUCUUCAAAUGAAGACAUAUGAAAAUUUGCUUCCUCUCUGGCUAUCAAUUGUCAUCAUUCUUGUCUGUUUAGGCUUCUCUUCGUUGUUUUCAGGUCUUAAUUUGGGUCUGAUGUCACUUGAUCGUACUGAAUUAAAGAUUCUGUGCAACACUGGUUCAGCUCGCGAACGUCAAUAUGCUCGUAUCAUUCAACCAGUUCGUGAAAAGGGUAACUUCCUUCUGUGUAGUAUCCUCUUGGGUAAUGUAUUGGUGAACUCUACAUUUACUAUUCUCUUGGAUGGUUUAACAUCCGGUCUCUUUGCUGUUAUUGUUUCUACACUUUCCAUCGUGAUAUUUGGUGAAAUUACGCCACAGGCUGUUUGCUCUCGUCACGGCUUAGCAAUUGGUGCUAAAACCAUUGGCAUCACGAAAGUUGUUAUGGUACUAACAUUCCCAAUGUCAUAUCCAAUUUCGAAAAUGUUGGAUUGGGCUUUGGGUGAAGAAAUCGGCAAUGUUUACAAUCGUGAACGUCUCAAGGAAUUGGUGAAGGUCACAACUGGCACAAAUGAUCUCGAUAAAAAUGAGGUCAAUAUUAUUUCUGGUGCUUUAGAAUUGCGCAAAAAGACUGUUUCGGACGUAAUGACACACAUCGAUGACGCUUUUAUGCUAUCACUUGAUGCGCUUUUAGAUUUUUCCACGGUGUCCGAAAUCAUGAAGUCUGGAUACUCACGUAUACCUGUUUAUGACGGGGAUAAGAAGAACAUAGUUACUUUAUUAUAUAUUAAAGACUUGGCCUUUGUUGAUACUGAUGAUAACACACCUUUGCGGACCCUCUGUGAAUUCUAUCAGAAUCCAGUUCAUUUCGUUUUCGAAGAUAUGACACUUGAUCUUAUGUUUAAUCAAUUCAAAGACGGUACUAUUGGUCAUAUUGCAUUUGUACAUCGUGUAAACAACGAAGGUGACGGUGAUCCGUUUUAUGAAACUAUCGGUCUAGUAACACUUGAAGAUGUUAUUGAAGAGUUAAUUCAAGCGGAGAUCGUUGAUGAAACCGAUGUGUACAUUGACAAUCGCACAAAGGUGCGACGUAAUCGUAGUAAAAAGCAAGACUUCUCAGCGUUUGCCGAACGUCGUGAGAAUCAAAAAAUAAGAAUUUCACCACAACUCACACUAGCAACUUUCCAAUAUUUAAGUACAUCUGUCGAUGCCUUUAAAAAAGAAGUCGUUUCUGAAACAAUACUUCGCCGUCUACUUAAUCAGGAUAUCAUCCAUGCCAUUAAGUGCAAAGGCAAGAGCAAGGAUGAUCCUCGUCUAUUCAUUUACCAACAGGGUAAGGCUGUGGACUUCUUCGUACUUAUUUUGGAGGGGCGUGUUGAAGUGACAGUUGGUAAAGAAAGUUUACUAUUCGAAAGCGGCGCAUUUACAUACUUCGGCACAGCAGCUUUGCAACCAAAUGUCGUUGUUGAUUCACCCAGCCAACAAAUGCGUGGUUCUAUUCAGUCAUUGAAUAUGGAUGCCAAGAUACGUCAAACAUUUAUACCUGACUAUUCCGUGCGUGCAGUCAGUGAUGUGGUGUACAUCGCAAUAAAGCGAAGCCUUUACUUAACUGCCAAGAAAGCAACACUUCUAGAAAAGACCCGUAAGAGUGGCAUUGAAUUGAACAGUGAGAUUACUGACGAUGAAGUCGAAAGGUUAUUGCACUCGGUGAACGAAGAUGAAAUAAGGGCACAUGCCAAUCAUAAUAAGACAGUUAUAACUGGUAGCAACACGGCUUCACCGUCGUUAAAUGAUAUAUCACUACAAAGUCAUAGUAAUGCACCGCCGGUGCAUAAUUUGCAUAGCAGUAGUAGUGGUGAAGUCUUAGAUGUUGGCUCCUUAAGUAGCCAGGUUACAUCGGAUCCAGUUAAUGAUCAAUCUGAACAUAAUGGCGAACGCGAGAAUGUUGCUACAACACCACUUUUGCCUAAACCAAGUGAUACCGCUAAUAACAAAUAACAAGAACCAUAACAUCCAACGCUUAUAACACAAAAGUUCACAUAUGCAUAAGUGUUAAAGAAAUACAAUACAAAGAGAUAUAUGCUUUAUUUUAAGUUUUAAAUAAUUAAAGCGAAUUUCAAUUUCAAUUUUUACCAUAAUCACUUCGUUAGCAAUCGUCAAUGCUAAGCAAUGUUGAACAAACAUACUCGAUACAUAUACAAAAAUAUAUAUGCGGAUUUCAAAGACACCUCUUCCACAAUAAAUAUAUGUAUAUGCGUACAUACAAAUAUGUACUUAAUUACAAGCAAAUAACACUUGCGCGUUAAAAUUAUAAUGCUUUAAGAAGUAACGUUGUCAACUAAGUUCAUAACUACACUUAUACUAACUCGUUAAAUACUUAAUUAUAUUUACUCUGCAAAUGUAAAUUUUGAAAUUUAUUAGAUGUUCAGAUUCGUUUACAUUUACACUGAACACGUUGCCUACGUCACACUCUAGUUUGUUUGCUCUUUAAAAAA